This is a messenger RNA of Meloidogyne enterolobii, 787 nucleotides long. Lineage: Eukaryota; Metazoa; Nematoda; Chromadorea; Rhabditida; Meloidogynidae. The record is from the annotation of a GenBank genome assembly.
UUUAUAUUCUGAUGAUAGAAAAGGAAUGGAAGCAGCUUUAGAUAAAUUUGAAAAACAAAAAAUUGAAGGAAUAAAUUUAUUAGAAUUAAAAGAAGAAAUUAAAAAAGAAAUUAAAAAUGAAUUAAUUGAAUUAUGGGAAAAUAAAAAUGAGGAUGAUGGAGGGUAUAAAAAAUUAAAACAAUUAUUUGUAAAACAUAAUGGUGCUAGAACUAACGUUUUAUUUUUAUUUCCACUUAAACGUGAAGAUGGUGGUGUAUUAUAUGGAGCGGAGAAAAGAAUGCAUCCACUUAUUUAUAUUGAUAAUGAAGAAUUUGAUAAUUGGAUAAUCUCAACAUAUUAUUUAAUUCUUGGGGGAAAAGAUUUUUUAAAUUUAGAGCAACGUUCAACAUUAGCUAAUAUAUUAAUUCAAGUAAAAUGGGUAGAUAAAAAUAUUAAAGAAAAAUCAAAUCCAACAGAAUGGAGUGCUGUUCGUUCAAUGAUUAUGGGAGCAGUUGAUAAAAUGUCAUCUAAAAAUUUAAGUUAUAAUCAACCAGAAGCAAAUAUUUUAUUAAAUAUGCUUGGGAAAUUGAUAAAUUUAAUUAAAAAUAUAGAAAUUAAAUUUAUUGAAAUAAUGAAUGUUUUGAAGGAAGAAUUUAAUAGUUUAUUAUUAUUAAAUAAUCCGAGUGAAGUUAUUCCUAUUUUAAAUAAAAAAGAAAAUAAAAAAUUUAUUUGUGAAUUACAUAAAGAAACAAUUAAUUAUUUAAUAAAUAUUAAUGAAGAAUUCAAAGAAAAAAUUGAAAGUAUUUAA